CAACGCGGGUGAGAGAGGCCACCAGGGCACGGCUGCCUCCCCGCACCAGGAUGGCACUUCCUACAGGCAGGCGUGUGUAGCAGCUGGAGAAGGCACCAGACAUGUGGCUCCUCGUUGGGAUCGCUGGACUGCUGACAGCGGCUCUCUCAGGCCUCCCGUCUCCAUUCCCCCCUGUCCAGCGUGGAAACGGCAGCACCACACACGUACCCUUGGACCCAGAGGAGCAGCUGGGGGUCCGCCUGGUGAACGGGAGCAGUCGCUGUAGUGGUUUUGUGGAGGUUCUACUGAUGACGUCCUGGGAGCCUAUAUGCGUGGUGGAUGGAGACAGACUCACUACCGAGGCUGUGUGUGAAGCGCUGGGAUGCGGCGCUUUGGAGAAGGCUACCUACCUGAUGCCACCCAGGGCCACCUCUGGGAACAUCAGCAGUGCCGGGAAUACGACAUGGGCGCAGGCACCAACUGUGCGAUGCAGCGGAGCCAAUUGGCAGCUAUGCAAGGUGGCGGACCAGGAGUGCAGCAGCGACAAGAGGCUGGUGCGGGUCACCUGUGCAGAGAACCAGGCUGUGCGGUUAGUGGACGGUGGCAGCCGCUGCGCUGGACGCGUGGAGAUGCUGGAGCAUGGCGAGUGGGGGACAGUGUGCGAUGACACGUGGGACCUGGAGGAUGCGCACGUGGUGUGUAAGCAACUGAGGUGCGGCUGGGCAGUGCAAGCGCUGGCUGGCUUGCACUUCACCCCCGGCCAAGGACCCAUUCACCGAGACCAGGUGAACUGCUCCGGGACUGAGACCUAUCUGUGGGACUGUCCGGGGCUGCCUGGAGACCAGUACUGCGGUCACAAGGAGGACGCAGGAGUGGUAUGCUCAGAGCACCAGUCCUGGCGCCUGACUGGAGGCAUUGACUCCUGCGAAGGGCAGGUGGAGGUGUACUUCCGAGGGGUCUGGAGCACCGUGUGUGACAGCGAGUGGUACUCGUCUGAGGCCAAAGUGCUCUGUCGGUCCUUGGGGUGCGGAUCGGAGGUGGAUCGGCCCAGGGGGCUGCCGCAUUCCCUGGAGGGUAGAAUGUACUACUCCUGUGAAGGAGAGGAACCCACCCUCAGCAAGUGCUCCUGGCGGUUCAACAACUCCUUCUUGUGUCGCCAGUCGCUGGCAGCCAGAGUCAUCUGCUCAGACUCCCGGAGACAUCUCAACUUGUCCACUGCUGAAGUGCCUUCCAGAGUUCCUGUCACGAUAGAAUCUUCUGUGCCGGUGAGCGUGAAGGACAAGGAGUCUCGAGAGCUGACACUCCUCAUACCCUGUAUUGUCUUGGGAAGUCUCCUCCUUGUUUCCCUCGUCUGCAUAGCUGUUCUUCUCUUGAGAGCGAAAGGACGUUAUGCCCUCCCUGCUUCAGCGAACCACCAGAACCUGCCCGCUGCCACCCAAGCAGGAAGUAAUAACUAUCACGCUGUCCCCAUCACCAUUCCCAAAGAAGCGCCUAUGCUGUUCAUCCAGCCCCGGGUCCCUGAGGACUCAGACACCAGUUCCGGCUCUGACUAUGAGCAAUAUGACUUCAGCUCCCAGCCGCCUGUGGCCCUGACCACCUUCUACAAUUCCCAGAGGCAUCGGGUCACCGAGGAGGAGGCCCAGCAGAACAGGUUUCGGAUGCCACCCUUGGAGGAAGGACUCGAAGAGCUACAUGUUCCCCACAUCCCAGCUGCUGACCCCACACCCUGUGUGGCCAAUGUCCCACCUCUGGGCUCUCAGUACCACGUGAGGAGCAACAGUGGGUCCAGCACCUCCUCUGGGGAGGGUUACUGCAACAAUCCCAGCAGCAAGCCACCUCCGUGGAGUUCCCAGGUGUUUUCUUCUGAGAAGAGUCCCCCCGCAGAGCAGCCCCCCAAUUUGGAACUGGCUGGAUCUCAGGCAAUGUUUUCAGCAGGGACGGCAGACGGUGACAGUUCCAGCACCUCAUCCGGAGAGUGGUACCAGAACUUCCAGUCACCACACCACAAUCCUCCAAUGGAGCAGUUUGAAUGUCCAGGACCCCCUGACCCCCAGUCAGAUUCCACUGAUGAAGAGGAGGACUAUGAUGACAUCGGAGCAGCCUAGCCUGGGUCCCUGAGGCUUACGGAUGGCCCCACCCUCUGCUCUCCUGCUCUGCCACCUAUCAGCUUCCAAGAGGCUGCGGCCCCUAGCAGAGGUGGAAGGGCAUUCUCCCAGACCUUUAUCCUCCACCCAUCCAUCAACCUGCAGGAGCCUGGAGCAGAAGGCAUGGCCAACGGUGUGAGCACUGCGCUCUGGGUUGAGCUAGCAGGGGCUGGCCACUUCUGGCAGUGGUGGAGGGCCAUGCUAGGUGACUCUGAGGCCUCAGCUCACUCUGCCGUGUCAGGUACUUUGAUCCUAAGUCUCAGGAAGCUGCCAAGGGGCUGAGCAGGUCACUCAGUGCUGCAAGAUAGGUCCUGGGUCAGGGGCUGCCAUUAUCACCCAGGAAGGCACUACUGUCUGAAUGUAAUCACAGAAGCGCCCACUUAGCAUGGGACAUGGCCUUCCUGGGCACUGUUAGCUGAGAGCAACCAAGACAAACACGCGCUCCCACCCAGCCAGGCCGAGGCCAGUACCUGCCCACCAGGGUUCUCUGAGUCCACCACAGGCACUGGCUGGACCUUGUCUCUAUCCCUGGACAAUAGAACAUUAUUCUGAGCUCCUUGGGUUUAUAGGGGGUCCCUUCCCAGUCACAGAAUCAAGAGAUGGGCAGCUCAUUGGGGCAAGAGCACAGAGGUCUGUCCUGGAGGGUCAGAGCUCUGAGUCCCCAGAGAUCCCCUUGGGUUGACAAGAAUGCUUUAGGUGAAUGUGGCUAUUGCACCCAGGACUUUAAACAGGACCUCCCCACAGCCUCAGAAAACUGGAGGGUUCCAGCCAGGCUAUGGUGGC
This is a messenger RNA of Microtus oregoni (creeping vole), 2906 nucleotides long. It is a transcript of the gene Cd6, whose product is annotated as CD6 molecule. The record is from RefSeq and is a predicted model, not a curated record. Gene Ontology annotation, cellular component: membrane. The transcript is spliced from 13 exons. NCBI's taxonomy places the organism in Eukaryota, Metazoa, Chordata, Mammalia, Rodentia, Cricetidae. The coding region runs from base 102 to 2084 and encodes 660 amino acids.